CUUUCAGUCUUUUAAAGUUGGAAGAAAUAACCACCUGCUUAAGGGCUCAUAGGAAUGAUUCAGUAAAGAAGGGGGAAGUUUUGUUGGGGGAGGGGGUGGUUUCUGGAGCAAGGACAUCAAAGCCUGUGUCCCGCCCCCCAAGCUCUGCACCCUGGUUCAGACCUGAGUCUGCUGUGGGGCAUUGGGGGUCAUGGGUGCUUUUCCUGAUUCAUAGAAUGGCACCCCAGAGGCCAGUGGUGGCCCUGGGUGCUGUCCUUGGGGAGGCAAGAUGGGAUGGCCCCCAGAGUUCAGGGGAGGGUCAGGCUGGGAAUGGGACUGCACGGGAUGGGGGGAAGGGCUAGGGGGCUAUGGCCUGGAAGCUGGCUGGUUACAGGAACACACGGCAUUUCUCUUCUGAUCGCCCUAUUUUGUGAGUGCAACAGAAAGAAAAGUCUGCUGGAGGGGGUGAGGGGAGAAGAGGUGGUGGCAGGGGUUUGAGGACAGAGGAGAAAGUGUGAAUUGGCGUCUAGGAGGGAGGAGGAAGAGAACUAGACUCUGAUUCUCUGCAGCCUUUGCCCCCACUUGGGAUGGAAGGUGGUCAUUUGGAGUGAGCUCGUCUCUGCAGCAGUAGGGUGAAAACCACUAAUCAGCAUGGUGUGGAGAGAGGAGGGGUGUGGGGCCAGGGUGAGGGUGUGCCAAGGGGUGCUUAUAUGCCAGAUGGUUAAACUGUGGAAGGAGACGUGAGACAGCAAGCAGCGAGGGACAGUCAGAGGGUGGCAGGGCCAGAGAACGGGGGGAAGAAACCACCGCGUCGGGUACUGGAGGAUGGGGGUGGGCUCUGGAACUGAAGUUAUGGAGUGGGUGCCAUUAGUUAGGAUGACCAAGCCUGGGGGCACCAUGGGAGCAGGUGGCUGAGGUGGGACAAAGGGUAAGAUGGUGGGAAAGGAAGAGAGAUCAAGGACUCCGCACACCAGGAGUGAGAGGUGUCAGUCGUGUGGAUGGUGAGAUCGCCAAGAACUGUGGUGUGUGUUGGAGACUGCAACAGAGAGUCAGAGCUAAAACGUUCAAGGAACAAGGGGACAGGGCCUGGACUGGUUUCGGGGCCUGCCUGGAGCUUCGGGCUGGAGUGUUCUGGAGAGGGGAGAAGGCAGAAAGUGGGGCCAGGAAGCAAAGAGGGCCCCCUCUCCCAGCCCAGUGGUCUGAGAGAGCCCCCACCUGAGAGGGCUGCCUGGGAAGCAGGGGCCACAGAGAGUUCUGUGGUCGGUGUUAGAAGGAGCAGGUGCUGGAGGACAUGAGACAUUUUCAAAGGAAAGGGGAUGGUAUGGGGGCCUGACCAGGACAGCUGGUGUUGGGCCCCAGGGCAACCAAGGGGUGCUGGUGAAGGGUGCGGUGUGGACCAGGGCUGGGGUGUGGCCUGGUGGGAGCUGGGCAUCCUGUCCUUGCCCUUCAGAACCCAUCUGAUCAAACAGGCCAGACUGUUGGCUGUCGUGUGGACCAAGGACGCUGUCGCCUUGGCUUUGCCCUGGAGCCCAUGGAGCUGAGACCUGAUGCCAGGCACAAGGAGAAUGUGCCCCCCAGGCCUGUGACACCCCUGAGGCCAGAGCAGCAGAGAUUCCUGAAGAGCCGAGGUGUCGGCCUGGGCCGUGGGCAUGGCCGGUGGGUGCGCGCAUGCCAGGCGCAGAGUGAAGGGCCUGCCGCUGCACCCUCCCCAGGGGCCGUGCUGCACCAGGAGCCUUGCCGAGGAGUCCAGACCAACCUGGCUGGCCUGAGCCCUGGCCUGAGUGUUGUCCUGAAGGACACGACCGGCCGGCUGAUGAACUCAAGCUUGCAACAGCAGAGCAAUGUGCAGCCCCCCGCUGGCAGGCCCCAGGGGAGGGCCCGAGAGUUCGCCAUCCAGCAGAGUAACCUCCGCAUGAGGGGGACCAGCUUGGCCGAGUGCAGAAGUCACAGCAGUCCCCGCCUCUGGCCCCACACGACACCUCAGGGAAGGCCUCGCCCCCGAGGAUCGCUGGCUUGCCCAUCCUCCAGCCUGAGCCAGUCCGGGCUGCUGGCCACAGAUACCCCCGGCCCAGACAUCCAGCCUGCUGCAGGCUUUGGUCCUUUCAAUGGGCACACGCAGCCAGGCUCCAGACCCUGGUGUGGCCUGGGGAGCUGGCCCUCGAGGCUCAGGGGGAAGCCCCUCACCCUGGAAGACCUGACUGUCCCUGUCCAGAGCCAGGCUCGGACCCCAUCCCAACCUGCCAUCCACCAGCUGCUGGCCUCCAUGCGACACCUGGAGCGUGCGGUCGCCCAUCUCAGGUGGCAGGCAUCCCAGGAACCCAGCGAUGGCCAGGCACUCCCUGCCCACCCCCAGCCCAGCCAACCUGUUCUUGCUUCCUGGGAUGGGAGGAGGAAACACCUGCCAGGUCUCUGGGAAACUGUGGAUUUCCCAGAGGCACAAGGGACCCAGGCUGGCCUCUCAGACUCUCCGGCAAGCAGGAAGCCUGCGUCCCUGGAGACUACGCUGGGGAUCCUUACUGGGGAUUUCCUUGACCCUAAGCAGGGCGUCCGUCUGGCCAACCCCCUGAGGCAAGGAGAGAACUUCUCCCCAGGGCCGACAUACUGCAGUGGGCAGAGGGGAGACCCCCAGAUCCCUCGAGGGGCGGGCAGUAGGGAGGCCAGACUCUGCUCUUCGGCCCACUACCAUGCUGCCCGGGGUGGUCAACCCGGGCGGGAAGGAGGGGAGGUGACUCUGCAGAAGCAGGUCAGCAAGGAGGAAGAGAGGACAACUUCCUGCCCACCGGAUGCAGCCCCAGCAAGGAGCACCGUGCAGGAGAAAGCCCAAAACGCAGUGAGCCUGGAGUCCGAGACAGCCUGCCGGCUGCGGCUGUCCAGAUGUUUCAGAGCCUGGCAGCACUUGGUGCAGAAACGGCGAGCAGUGGCCGCAGCAGAGGCACUGGGCCCCCGGCAGCCGCUGCGCCGAAGCCUGUGGGCGCUUCGCCGGGCACCGUGGCACCGGGAGGCCCAGCUGGAGGCAGUGUGGAGGCGACACACUCAGGCCCUGCUGGCCCAGAGCUUCCAAAAGUGGAGAAGCCAGACUCUGCAGCAGAAGCAGGGGCAGCCCCAUGUCCAGGCUGGGCCAGGACCCCCACCCUCUGGGGCAGGACAAGGUCAAGUUCCCUCAAGAAGGGAGCCAGUGGUGGACCCCACCAGGAGAAGCAGUCCAGGGAGUCCAAGGGAGGAGGCAGGAGCCUGGCCGAGACCAGCUGGAGGCAAUGGCGUAGAGCGGAUGCCGCAGGCCUUACAGCAACUGGCCGUCUUCCUCUUGUGGUGCCAUGAGAAGGAAUGGGCCAGGCAGGAGAAGGGGGUCCAGGGAGAGGUCUCCCAGGUCACACUGAGGACUCAGAGGAGGGGGAGACACCCCCAAGCCUGGAGCUCUCCUGCUGCAGACGCGCCCAGGGAGGCCUCACUGGACACUCAGCAGCGGGGAGCCUGGCUCUGCAGGUGCUUUGGGGCCUGGCAGCAGUUUGUGCAUAGAGCGGCCCAGUACCGGGCCCACCUGGCUCACCGCCGGGCAGGGACCCUGAGGACGUGUCUGCAACAGUGGGUACAGAUGAACCGGCUCCGGGCCUCAGAUGGAGCGAAGGUGACCCAGCUGGCCCUCUGCCGCCGGAAGGCGGGGAAUGUGGCUCUCUGCAGCUCAGCCCCUGGAGUGGCCACAGCACAUGACCUGGGGGUAGUGGCUCGGGCCCAGGGGCGGCCCCCAGAGCAAGGCAGGGACUCCCUGCAGGAAGCCUGCCAGACACUGGCCCUGCACCGGGCGCUGCUGAUCUGGAGGACGCGGUUCUCCCAGCACCAGAGGGCUGACUCCUUCCUCCGGGGCACACGGCAGCAGCAGAUUCAGGGUAUCCUGAGGGCGUGGCACUUGAAGGCAUGCGGUCUGAGCACCCCGUCAGACAGUGCCAGGACCACCUUGCCCCCGGAGCCCCUGGGCGGCAUCCCGGGAGGGGAGCCGCUGCUGGGCUGCAGCCCGCCCCGAAGCUCACUAGAGAAGGUGAGGGGCAGAGGAUGGGAAGGGGCUAGGGCGGGUAGGGGGCAGGUGGGAGGAAAGAGUGGGGACGGGGCAGGGGCCCGGGGAUCACGGACUCCAUCCUUCCUUCCCCAGGCUUCCAGGGCCCCCGCCUUCUUGGAGACCCUCCAGCUGAGCUUUCUGUGGGCAUCUGGGCAGAGGCUGAAGGCACGGUGCCUUCUGCUGUGGCAGGUGCGGGCCCAGCGGUCCCGGGGUGCAGCAAGGUGGCACCGAUGUACUCUUCAGAGGCGCAUCCUCCUCGGCUGGAGCCACUGGGCCACAGCCCAAGGGGCCCAGAGAGAGCUGGCUGUUGGCUGGGCCUGGGACCGGAGCUGCAGGGCCGCGCUGGGCUUGUGGCGGAGGCGGCUGGCGCAGGGGCGAGAGGUGGAGCAGUGGGUUCGGGCACGGCGCCGCACGCUGCUUCGAGGCGCCCUGCACCGCUGGCACUCCUGCUGGCAGAGUGAGUCAGGGGCUGGGUCCGGGUCACUGAGGGCGAGGGAAGGGCCAGGUCCAUCGGGGAGACCCAGGUAUUUUCAAGAAAUGAAAAAUGAGUUGGGUUGGCCUGGUCAUCACAGGACACUUGUAACCGAAGCAUUUAAAUCCAGAUGGUUAGGGGGCCUCCUCUGUCCCUGCUUGGGUCGAGCGCAAAGGGCUAGCCGAGGAGGGGCCCACAGUUACCCAGGGCAGAGGGGCAAGGCUGGGAUGAACGCCCGGGGCCAUCUCAGCCUUUCUCUGGCCACAGGGCAGCAGGCCCUGCAUGCAAAGUACCAGAGGUGGGUACAGGUCCAUCUCCAGGCCCUGAGGAGGUCCGUGUUCCGGGACUGGCAGCGGGCAGCAGCUCGUCGGAGACACCCAGUGAACCCCCCAGAGCAGCUUCUGCACAGUGGGCUGGUGAGAGGAGACCAGGCCUGGCUGGAGGAGACUGUCUUCCUCUUGUGGUGCCAUGAGAAGGAAUGGGCCAGGCAGGAGAAGGGGGUCCAGGGAGAGGUCUCCCAGGUCACACUGAGGACUCAGAGGAGGGGGAGACACCCCCAAGCCUGGAGCUCUCCUGCUGCAGACGCGCCCAGGGAGGCCUCACUGGACACUCAGCAGCGGGGAGCCUGGCUCUGCAGGUGCUUUGGGGCCUGGCAGCAGUUUGUGCAUAGAGCGGCCCAGUACCGGGCCCACCUGGCUCACCGCCGGGCAGGGACCCUGAGGACGUGUCUGCAACAGUGGGUACAGAUGAACCGGCUCCGGGCCUCAGAUGGAGCGAAGGUGACCCAGCUGGCCCUCUGCCGCCGGAAGGCGGGGAAUGUGGCUCUCUGCAGCUCAGCCCCUGGAGUGGCCACAGCACAUGACCUGGGGGUAGUGGCUCGGGCCCAGGGGCGGCCCCCAGAGCAAGGCAGGGACUCCCUGCAGGAAGCCUGCCAGACACUGGCCCUGCACCGGGCGCUGCUGAUCUGGAGGACGCGGUUCUCCCAGCACCAGAGGGCUGACUCCUUCCUCCGGGGCACACGGCAGCAGCAGAUUCAGGGUAUCCUGAGGGCGUGGCACUUGAAGGCAUGCGGUCUGAGCACCCCGUCAGACAGUGCCAGGACCACCUUGCCCCCGGAGCCCCUGGGCGGCAUCCCGGGAGGGGAGCCGCUGCUGGGCUGCAGCCCGCCCCGAAGCUCACUAGAGAAGGCUUCCAGGGCCCCCGCCUUCUUGGAGACCCUCCAGCUGAGCUUUCUGUGGGCAUCUGGGCAGAGGCUGAAGGCACGGUGCCUUCUGCUGUGGCAGGUGCGGGCCCAGCGGUCCCGGGGUGCAGCAAGGUGGCACCGAUGUACUCUUCAGAGGCGCCGCUUUCAGGCCUGGUGUGGAGCUGUGAGAGACACAGGGGUGGUCCCGGUGACGGGAGCCGUUCAGGAUGGCCCGAGAAAGGCUGUGGGGGCCACAUCUGCUAUGUGGCAGGAUGCCCGAGCAGCCAAGGCCUGGGCAUGGGAGCAGCGUGUGGCCCGGGCCUCCGUGGUCCGCUGGAGGAGCCACGCGCACGGGGGCCGGGCGGACAGGCAGCUGAGGAGGGCCCGGGCCCAGCAGGCCUUCAUAGUGUGGCGAGCAGCUCUGGGCCGGCGCUGCAAGGCCCACCAGCUGGCAGAAGAGAGACCGGCCCUGUGCGGGACACAGUGGGUGCACGAGUCCCGCCCACGCCGGGUCAGCCGAGCCCGUGCUGCCCAGAAGCUGAGCGCCAGGGUCCUAGAAGCCUGGGCGCGGUUAGCAGCCAGGGGCCGUGUCCAGCGAGCCUCCAUCACCCAGUUCCAGCAGGCUGGGUCCAGACGCCUCCUGUGGACCCACUGGGCCCAGUGGCAGGCAGCGCUCCUCAGUAUGCAGUUGGAACCGCAGGCGGAGGCCCGGGAUGCCCCCAAGGUUGACGUCAGGCAGUGGCCCAGGGUGGCCAGCGGAGGGCACGUCCUAGCGCUGAUGCACACUCCAGCCCCGUGGAAGCAGACCCACGGCUACGGGACACUGCCCAGCCCAGGCCAGCACCACAGCCACAGUGGACAGAGGAAGCAGAGAGAAAUGUCCUGGGCUCAGAGUGACAAAGGGCCCCCUCUCCGGUGGCAAUGGCCUGGAUGCGCCAGCAGGGUGCAAGGCCAGCCCCCUACGAGACCAGGAGGGGACUGUAGCUCUGAGGCUGGAGUCUUCAAAGGCCCAGGCGAGGCCACUAAGAGAGGGCUAGGGAGGAAAUACCUACAGCACUGGCACCGUGAGGCGCUGCUCCGCCGGCUCCAGGGCUCCCAGCGCGCCAGGUGCCUGGCAGCUACGUGGCAGCACUGGGUAGACGCUCAGGGCGCCGAGCAGCUGGCAAGGACGCUGCUGAGGCAGUGGCACCUGCAGCGGGCCUGGCGUGUGUGGCGGCGGCGGGUCCUGCGGCUGUGGGUGGCUCAGCGAUUACAGCAACAAGAAGGAGCUCGGGUCCUUGCCCAGGCCUUUGAAAAGUGGCGCAAGCACCUGGCAGCCAGGGGCUGGAAGAGAGGAGCCACCAGCGGCCUGAUACCCCUGAGCCAGGCAGGCAUCAGGAACCCUGGGAGCAGGCUGGAAGCUGCUGGAACUCGUGUGUGUGGUGGACUUGGUGUGGAGCAGGGGACCCAGCUGCAGCUGUGACUUGUUCCCAUGGAAAGAAAAACAACACUGGCCCCGGCCUCCCUGAGGAAGGAACCAUGCCCCACCCAUCAGGGCAGUGCAGGCCCAAGCCACCAGGCACUCAUCCCAUGGGCUGGUGACAGAGGGGCCGGCUCUCUGAGCUCUGAAGGACAAUAAAA
Messenger RNA from Ailuropoda melanoleuca (giant panda), 7305 nucleotides. RefSeq names its product chromosome 11 C1orf167 homolog (gene C11H1orf167). The coding region runs from base 1511 to 7147 and encodes 1878 amino acids. NCBI's taxonomy places the organism in Eukaryota, Metazoa, Chordata, Mammalia, Carnivora, Ursidae. The transcript has 25 exons. The record is from RefSeq and is a predicted model, not a curated record.